This is a messenger RNA of Penicillium argentinense, 411 nucleotides long. Its product is annotated as DNA-binding protein. Lineage: Eukaryota; Fungi; Ascomycota; Eurotiomycetes; Eurotiales; Aspergillaceae. Gene Ontology annotation, cellular component: cytosol; nucleus. Bases 1 to 411 code for a protein of 136 amino acids. Gene Ontology annotation, molecular function: DNA binding. The transcript is spliced from 4 exons. The record is from RefSeq and is a predicted model, not a curated record.
AUGGCGGACGCAGAGCUGGAGGAGAUCAGGCGAGCUCGCCUCGCACAGCUGCAACAGCAGGGUGGUGGCCCACGCGGCGGCCCUAGCCAGGAAGGCGGCCAGGAAGAGCAGAGAAAGCAAGCUGAAUCCGACCGUCGCGCCGCAAUCAUCAGCCAGAUCCUUGAUCCCGCCGCCGCAGACCGACUCGGCCGCAUCCGCAUGGUCAAGGAGUCGCGCGCAACGGACAUCGAAAACCGCCUCAUCAUGCUGGCCCAGACUGGUCAACUCCGACAGAAGGUUACCGAGGAGCAAUUGAAGGAGCUCCUGAAUGCUGUUGCAGAGAACCAGCGCAAGGAGGAGGAGGAGCAGAAGAUUGUGAUUACCCGACGCAAAGGCGGUUGGGAUGAUGACGAUGAUCUGCUUGAUCUUUAA